UUUUUUUUUUUUGUUUGUUUGUGAAUUAUUUAUCAUGUCUUAUCAAACAUUAUUUCCUCAUCGUAUGAAUCAGUUACCUAUAGAUGACGUUGUUUGUUGUCAAACGACGAUUCCUCGAUCAUGCUUAAUGAAUAUGCUUCAUGAUGUUCAUUUUUUAUAUCCUAUGGAAUGUGAACAUCGGCCAAAUAUUUUGUCGCGUGUGCUCGUGUGUAUGUAUGAAUUACAAGGUGAUAAAACUCAAGCUACCAAUGCCUAUCAACAACUUUUAUCUUCUUUACAUUUUUUACGACCUGUUUCUACUGCCAUUGACAUUCAUGUAGAUAAUUGGGAAAAACAUCUGGGUGAUACAACAUGUUAUAAAAGUUAUUUAUAUUUUUUUGAUAAGGAAAUCAAACAACAUGGAAUGGUCAAUACAUUAUAUCGAUACUUGAAUGCUAUGCCUUUAUCUAUUCAUGCUCAACUUCAACCUCUUGUUCAUUUGACUUUUGGUUUGGAACAUGACUUGCCUCUCAUGGUAUCUGAAGGUCUAGCUUAUUAUGCCAGUACUUUGGACUAUGCUUCACCAUGGAUUCUUGAAAACACCACCACUACACAACCACCUUGUUCUUUUGAUGAUAUUCUAUUUGAUUGCAUUCAAUCUGAUCCUCGAUUCAAUGGUGUUAUGGAAGGAGGUCGUCCUCUGGCGGCCAAAAUCAAACUUUUACUGAAAAAUCAUGGUCCUUUACUACAGCAAUAUCUUAGUCAAUGGUUCAACACAUCUUUGGACAAUGAAAAAAGGAUGGAUGAAUUGAUGCAUACGACUUUACAACUAUUGAAACAGCAUCUCUUGGAUGAACCCACACAACAACUCUUGGCUUCUCUUCUUGCCAUCCGUACUCUUUAUGAUCAUCAACUUCUAUCGUCAUCACAUGUUUUUCCAUGGCUCCAGGUCCAAGCAUUAUUGAUGAUGUGUACAUUUAUUAUUCAAGGACGAACGCGUCGUAAUAGUAGUAGUAGUAGUGAUAUUCAACAUCCAUCAUCGUUACAACAGGAUUGGCAUCAUUGUAUUCAAGCUUUUGUCACGACAACAAACCCUCCUCCUUCCUCUAUCUUACUCAUGCGGUCCUUGUGGAAAGCUCAACAAUAUACGGAUGUCCCUAAUUUGUGUUUAUUAAUUGCGAAUGACUUGGUCUUUUCCAUACAAGAAGUACCUUGAUCCUCUUUUUUUCGGAUUAGUUGUACGAUUUUUAAUCAAUAAAGAUUUUUUUUUUUUUGAAAGACUUAAGAUCAGUUGACUUGACGGGAAUAAAC
Messenger RNA from Halteromyces radiatus, 1290 nucleotides. RefSeq lists its product as uncharacterized. Lineage: Eukaryota; Fungi; Mucoromycota; Mucoromycetes; Mucorales; Cunninghamellaceae. The record is from RefSeq and is a predicted model, not a curated record. The transcript has 3 exons. Gene Ontology annotation, molecular function: oxidoreductase activity. The coding region runs from base 35 to 1195 and encodes 386 amino acids.